AUGACGCCUAAGCGCACGCCUAGCUACACUAUGCCUGUCGAAAUUAAAGAGGAGGUCGACCAAGCCGGCUCGGACCAAGACGGACGCGCCUCGCCGGCCGCCGCUGAAGCCGAAGUCACGACCAACCAGAUGGAAGGCGAAGACACCCAGAUGAAAGGCGAAGACACCGUCUCAUCCGCCGACACGAAGCGCAACCGUUUGAACCAGAUCAUGUCCCUCAACAAGGAGGUCAACGAACACUUCGAAUCGUACAAGAACGUCGUCCAGAUGCUCAACCACUUCACCGCCGAGUACGAGACCAACCUCGCCGAGAUCACGAGCAUCCAGGAGCAGGAAGACAACAUGUACCAGAUCCCGGCCUUCCUCCAGAACCUCACCGAGGUCGUCACCAGCUCCGGACUGUACACGGGUGAGGAAGCCCUCGGCAUGGAGGCGGAUGUUGCUACUCCUUGGUCAGAGGAGAUGGCCAGGCUCGCCAACCUCAAGGACAAGCUGGUCAAGGACAAUGAGGACUUGGGACGCUUGAUGGAGACCCUGAGGAUCCAGGUCCGCGACGCGAGCAAGAAGCUCGCGCUCAAGCAGGACGAGCUCAAGGCGCUUCAUGCCCGCAACGCCCUGGGAGGCACGUAG
Molecule: messenger RNA, 630 nt
Organism: Lasiodiplodia theobromae
Lineage: Eukaryota; Fungi; Ascomycota; Dothideomycetes; Botryosphaeriales; Botryosphaeriaceae
Product: Laminin subunit gamma-1
Exons: 2
Coding region: 1-630 (209 amino acids)
Source: RefSeq, a predicted model, not a curated record